This is a messenger RNA of Scophthalmus maximus (turbot), 6634 nucleotides long. RefSeq lists its product as uncharacterized. Lineage: Eukaryota; Metazoa; Chordata; Actinopteri; Pleuronectiformes; Scophthalmidae. Gene Ontology annotation, cellular component: extracellular region; membrane. Gene Ontology annotation, molecular function: lipid binding. Bases 146 to 5515 code for a protein of 1789 amino acids. Gene Ontology annotation, biological process: lipid transport; lipoprotein metabolic process. The record is from RefSeq and is a predicted model, not a curated record. The transcript is spliced from 51 exons.
UUUGUUUUUUUUGAACUCCCGGGGAUGUGUUGUCGGUGAAGGAGCCGCCGCCAACUCCACGAAGCUUCCACACAAUUCGCUGAAGAAACAAAAACCCUGAGUUAAAAGUGAAUUGUCCGUGAAGCGUCUUCGAACCUCCGGCAGGAUGGAGGCGUGUAUGAUGACGACAGAAGUCAAAAAGAAACCAAAGCCGCCGAAACCUGCUCCGAAGCCUGCCGGGAUUAAGACAAGUGACCCGGAGAAGCCGACUCCUCUGGUGCCGCCGCGACCUUCAGACGCCGAACGGACUCAGACACAGUACAGAGUGAAAAGAGCAGCAGCCACAAUCAAUGAGGACAAAGGAAACAAAGAGAAUCCGUCUGAAACUCCUGUGAUUCCACCUCGACCCACGGAAAAGGAACUGGAUGCAACAAGCAGACACAGCCAGCGCUGGCGGGUACACACUGAGGACACAAAGAAGUCCAGACAAAGUGACAAACCGGAAGCUGCCGGAGAUUCCAAAGAUGAAGCGGAUUUCAAACAGAGCAAUCAGUCGGUCCUGACCGGAAUGUUUCGCCGGAGCCAAAAGGAGAAGACGCCAACGUUCACCGCGUACGCGUUCCACGACUGUGAGGAAGAGGAUAGAACUGCCGACGCUCCAGCCAAACAGGCUGCUGGCAGCAAACCGGCGGGUCUGAAGGGGGUGAUGAAAGGUUUGCAGUUCAAGUCGUCACCGAAGGGCAGCAGAGAUCCGAGUCCAGUUCCCAGCACAGAGGACGGAGUCGCAGACAAGGAACAAUCCACCGAAAACGAAAAAAACAAGCCGGAAAAAAACCCAGAACCCAAACGGGACAAAGGAAAUCUGCUCACCGGGAUGUUCCGGAAAACACCCAAAGAGAGAUUAUCUCCUGCACUAACGGUCAGCAAAGCGGACAGUGACCGCGAAGAUGCAGAGGUGGAGGAGAAAACAUCUGCACUGUCCCAGGAGAGGGGAGGCCUCUUCGCUGGCCUCUUUAAAAAACCCGACAAACCGGCGGAUGAGACGCCUCCGCAGGAGAGUCUGGGCGCGCAGAGCAAGCUGUCGGCGAGCAGCGACAGUCUGUCUGAAAACGGCAACAAGGAAAAGGGAGGAAUAUUCAGCGCGAUGUUCAAGAAAACUCCGAAAGCAGCAGAUGCUGCUCAGGCUGACGAGGACCAACGGUCUCUACGCGAUGACGCGUCGGGCAGCAAUGAAAAUCUGACUGAAAGCUCGAAGGACAAAGGAGGAUUUUUCGGCGGGAUUCGCCGCAAGUCUCCCAAGGUCCCUGUGGAGGGGCCACCUGGGCAGGAUAAAGAGUCGCUGCAGAUGGAGCUGGCAGCCAGCACAGAGAGUCUGUCCGAGAGCAAAGACAAAGAGAAAGGAGGCGUUUUCAGUGGGAUGUUCAAGAAAUCUCCCAAAAUGUCCGAAGGCCCACGACUGGAGGAGGCCGCGGAGCCGCUGCACGGCGAACUCUCUGCCAGCACCGACAGCCUGUCGGACAACAAGGAGAAAGCUGGUCUGUUCAGCGGGCUCCUCAGAAAGACUCCGAGAACAACCGGAGAGGAGAACCUGUCGGCACAUAAAGAUCUGUCGGCGAGCAACGACAGUCUGUCGGAGGCGGCCCACGCCAAGGAAAAGGGAGGUGCGUUCAGUGGAAUGUUCAAGAAGCCGUCCAAACCUGCAGACGAGAAACUGCUUCAAGGCGGCGAGCUGUCCGCCAGCCGCGAAGGUCUGUCUGAGAACAGCACCAAGGAAAAAGGCGGAAUAUUUGGUGGAAUAUUCAAAAAGGCGGCGAAAGCUAUGGACGCUUCUGAAUCUGAGGAGGAUGAAAGUCCCGAUCAUGAGCUCUCAGGCAGCAGUGAACAUCUAUCGGAGAGCAAACAGAAAGAGGAGAAAGGUGCAGGUGUGUUCAGCGGACUCCUCAGAAAGACGCCCAGAGCGUCAGGAGAGAAGACGGAGUCGCCGGAUAGAGACUCGCUGCAGACGGAGCUGGCAGCCAGCAACGAGAGUCUGUCUGAGAUCAGAGAAAAGGAGAAAGGUGCAGGUGUGUUCAGCGGACUCCUCAGAAAGACGCCCAGAGCGUCAGGAGAGAAGACGGAGUCGCCGGAAAGCGAGGCCCAGGACGAGCUGUCGACCAGCAGCGACGACCUGUCGGAGAACAACGCCACCAAGGAGAAAAGCAUUUUCAGCAACAUGUUCAAGAAGCCGCAGAAGCCAGCGGAGCGCGCAGCGGAGAAGGAGCAGGAGAGGAACAAAGAAAAACAGUUGUCGGGGAGCUGUGAGAAUCUGACUGACACCACCGUCCUGAAGGAGAAAAAGGGAGGCCUGGCCGGCAUCUUCAAAAGAUCAUCCAGCAUCGACAACCUGUUUGACGAGGAGAAAGGCGGUCUCUUCAGUGGACUUCUUCCCAAGAAACCUCCCAAAGCGACUGGAGAUGAAGCUGCUGCAGACGACAAAGAGGAGCAGAAGGAGCUGUCGGCGAGUACCGACAGUCUGUCCGAAAACACCAACACCAAGGAGAAGAGUAUUUUCAGUGGGAUGUUUAAGAAGAAACCAGCAGAGGGAACAGCAGAUGAGGAAUCGAACACAGGCGAGGAGAAGAAAAUAUCUGCCAGUUGCGAAAAUCUGUUGGAGGCAAACACAUCGAAGGAGAAGACUGGAGGACUCGCAGGGAUCUUCAAGAAGUCUCCCAAACCGGCUCCGCGCUCCGUCGCUACUAAGGAUCCACUCAAUUGCUCAGAGGAACUGUCCUCCAGCAGGGACAGUCUGGCCGACGCUGCUGAGUCAGCACACGGAGAAUCUUCCGCCAGUACUGAGAAUCUUCUUGAAGCUACAAACGCCCCGAAGGAGACAAAAGGAGGAUUUGCCGGCAUGUUCAGGAGGACGCCCAGAACUGUGGUACCACAGGAGAGCGUGGACGUGGAGGCGCCAGAGGGAGGAGGGCUGAGACGCAGGAGGACGAUCAAGAAGAAAAGACGAGUUGUGUCGUUCCGAAUCAAGAAAACUCUUCCCAAAAUACCCAGGACCACUCAGUUCGCAGAUGAGAUGUCUCUCAUCGAGGAGGCUGUGGAGAUGCAGGAGCUGAACCCGGCACAGGAGAGCACAGUGGAGGUCCAGCCUGUGGAGAUGGCCACGUACCCGACAGAAGACGACCCUCUCCAGCCUGAGGAGACUGAUGAGCUGAUAGAGUGGUGGAACACGGUGAAAGGUUGGACAGAAUGGAACGAGACGUCCAAUUUCCAGCAGGAAGACGAGCAAAUGGCCCUGGAGCAGGCGGCUGACCGUGUCUACAUGGCAGCUCGCCUCUUCGUGCGCCUGUUCAACCAGCGGGGGGCGUCGCUGCAGCAACGCAUCCUGGAGCUCCUGGCCCUGGCCGACGCCUCGGAUCAGUUCCACAAGCGAACGGUGACGGCCGCCGUGGGCGGCGGGGUGGCCAGCGUCGCGGGUAGCUUGGCCACGAUCACGGGGCUCAUCCUGGCACCUUUCACCUUCGGUGCCUCCAUCAUCGUCACGGCCGUGGGGAUCGGCGUGGCGACGGCGGGCAGCAUCGCCUCGGCGACGGCCAACAUCACGGACACCGUUCACUCGAACAUGGACCGGAAGAAGCUGGAGAAGAUGAUCCAGGACUACCAGGACGAGAUCAAGGACAUCAGAGAGUGCAUGGAGUUCGUGCAGGAAGGAAUGGACACCCUGCAGGAGUGGGACUUUGAGAAAUAUUCUCAGAGUGCUGCCAGAAAGGCCAUGAACCACAACAUCAAACAUGUGAUGAAGGAGGGCGGCCGCGCCGGCAAAGCGCUGAUGAUCAACACCGACAAGCUCAUCAGCACCGUGCAGGUUCUGGGCGCCGCAGGCGGCGCCGCCAAAGCUGCCCAGGCCAUCAGCGUCACCACGGGGGUCAUGUCGGCCCUCUUCCUGGCCCUGGAUGUUUUCUUCCUCGCCAAGGACUCCCACGAGCUCCGCAAAGGCGCCAAAACCAAAUUCGCCGCCAAGAUCAGAGACGUUUGCAAAGACCUUCAAGGCGGUCUCCUGGAGCUGAACAAGAUCAAGACGCAGCUGCAGAAAACCAUGGACGGCAUCGAGCUGGAGGAGUACGAGGAGAUCGAGGAGAUCGAGGUGGAGGUCGAAGACAACUUUGAGUCGGAUCCCAAGAAGCUGGCCGAGCUGGACCAGGAGCUGGACCUGCUGGAGGAGAAACUGGACAAGAAGAUUGAGGAGGAGCAGAGGAAGAACAAAGAGCUGGAGAAGGAAACUCUGAAAAGUAAGGAGAAAAAGGAAAAGGGAGAUGAAGAGAAAAAGGACAACAAGGAGGAGGAGGAGGAGGAGACAAGAGAAGAUGAUGGAAAGAAGGAAAGUAAAACGGAAGAAGAAAGCAAAUCUGAAUCCAAAUUGGUGAAGCCACCAGAUCAGGACAAAGAGCAGGGAAAUGAGAACAUGGUCAAAGCUGCUAAAGAGGAAGUUUUAAAAGAAUCUCAAUCUCAGAAAGGAAGCAAAAGAGACAAAGAAACCGAGAACAGAAUAACAGCUGUAAAAGAGAAAUAUGAGAGCAAGCAGGACAAGGCAAAAGCAGAUGCUGGUGCGAAUAAAAAGACGGAGGAAAAACAGAAAAGGGCGGACGUGAGAGAACGGGAGGGGGCUGAGAGUAAAUCGGGUGAUUCGAAGCGAGAAGACUUGAGUGGAAACCCCAGUUUAGAGAGGGUGAAAUCUGAGAGAGAAGGUCAGAGGAGCCAGAGCGGCAGAGCGCAUGAAAGAGGGAUAAGGCACGAAUGGAAACCGGUGAAUAGAGAGAAAGAGGAGGAAAGUGGGAGCGUGGGGAGGCACAGCAGCAGAAGCAACCGAGACGGAGAAGGGGGGAGUGAACACAGAACGGACAAGGAGAGACUCGCCAGAAAGGAAAGUGACAGGACGGAGCGACGGAGGAGGACAGAGGAGGAGGAGGAGGAGGAGCGAGGAGCAAAAGACUGGAGAGCCCAGGCGAGCAGAGGAGAGAGGAGAGAAAGUAAAGAAGCGAGGGAUCAACCGCGAGAGACGGAGAGAUGGACAAAACGAGAAGACGGCGGGAAAAGCGCCGCGAGGAAAGAGUCGCAUCGAAGUCACGAAGCGGCGGCGGCGGCGAGGGAAAGGGAGGAGUCGGCGUCGCAGAGGAGUCGCCACGGAGGAGAGCGUGACGAGAAACGAAGGAGCAGGGUGGAGAGCGCCAGGAGGCAGUUUGAGAGAGCGGGAGGCGAGGAGGGGGAGGAGGAGGAGGAGAGGAGGAAGAGCAGGGAGGAGUCGGCGUCGCAGAGGAGUCGCCACGGAGGAGAGCGUGACGAGAAACGAGGGAGCAGGGUGGAGAGCGCCAGGAGGCAGUUUGAGAGAGCGGGAGGCGACGGGGAGGAGGAGGAGGAGAGGAGGAAGAGCAGGGAGGAUGGAGAGGGUCGGAGGAGGGAGGGACAAAGGAGAGGAAGCGACAGAGACAGAAGGCAUGAGUGCAGCCGUCUGGGAUCUCGAGCUCUGCAGGAGGACGGACUCAAUAUCUAGUUUCGAUCGAUAACGACAAUCCACACUUUCUAUUUAUUGCGAUACGCCAUCGCAACGACGAGACCAAGAUCAGCAACGUGAGCUGUUAUUUAUUCCUUUACAGAGUGAUUACAACAUGAAGACCUAGAAAUUAUAGCCUCAAAUUAGACACAGUGCAAUAAAAUAAAACUGAACCGAGUGAAAUAUAAGGAAAAUAACAUCAAUAAAACAAACGAUAAAAACAACAAAAGCCUUAAAAAAAUUAAUGUCAAGAGAGAGUUCACCUGAAAGACACAAAAGUUGAUUGGGAUGUUGUUGUCGCUGCUCAAAACUUUAUUUAAAAUAAAAGUGUUAAGAGCAAGAACUUUCUUUCUACGGCACAAAAAGCCCCGGUUGAAUAUUGUUGAUAGUUUUUGUACGUAUGAAUUAAUGGGUUCAAUGUGUGCCAUGUAUUGGAUGAGGAAAGAGACGCUGCUGUUUUUACACUAAUACAAUGUUAUUAUGUUAUUAUUUGCUCUUGAAGAAGAAACAGAAAUCUUAAACAUCCUGGUCGACUAAAACCAAAAUGAACUGCCUGGCCCUUAAAAGCAUCUAUAUGCAGAAUUGUAUGAUAUCAGUGUAUCUUUUAGAUAUUCUAAAAAUGUUGUCAAAGGUCAGACAUUUUCAAAUCUUUUAAAGGAUUUGAACAUUUGUCUUUUGUUUGUUUUCUUCUUCUUUUUUUUUUACCAAAAAAAGGCUGAACCUCUCGUUGCGUUGCCCCCCCCCCCCCCCCGCAUCUGUAAUAAAAAUCUGUACAGUAGAUUAGUUAAGAUAAAAUUCUGACUUGAAAUUAUAUAAAUGCUACGAGUGUUUUGUUUAUGGCUGAUGAAAAUGAUUCACUGAUGUUGUGCCAGAGGAAACACCUUUUUAAAAAUGUGUAUAUUUAAUAUUUCUGAUGCACAGUGGGAGAUUUGCACUUUGACCAGGCUCCGCCUCCUUCACGCUCGUGCUUUCAGCCAUCUUGACCACUCGUUGUCCGUUUACACUACUGAUGUUUUAUAUCUUCCCUGUGUAUCUUUCUUUCUUUUUUAAUGGGUAAACAUUAUUUUCUACGGUGUUGGUUUCUUAUCGAAUAAAUAAGCUAUGAGAGUUUACUGAAAA